CGCAAAGCCCUCCUUUCCACUCUCGUCCCGCUUCGCCUCUUUUAGGGCGCAACGAAGAGAGAGAAGAAAGAUACAACAAAGACAGAGAGAGAGAUACUCAUAAGCAAACAAUACCCCAUAGCUCUCUCUGCUCUCUGAUUCAUCUCUGACCCCUUCACGUCUUCAUCUUCGGCUCUGUAGCAUUACGCCAUCGCCGAAGCGUCGUUGUUGAUUUGGGAAAAAGACCCAAUUUGGAUUCAGAAUUGUAAUUUUGAAAGAAAAAAAAUGGGUUACAUAGGAGCUCAUGGUGUAGCUGCUCUUAAGAAACACAAAUACAGUGGUGUUGAUCAUUCAUAUCUUGCCAAAUACGUUCUCCAACCUUUUUGGAACCGUUUUGUCAAAAUCUUCCCUCUAUGGAUGCCACCCAACAUGAUAACACUUAUGGGAUUCAUGUUUCUUCUCACAUCUGCUUUGUUAGGCUAUAUAUACUCGCCUAAGUUGGAUUCUGCUCCUCCUCGAUGGGUUCACUUUGCACAUGGCCUACUUCUGUUUUUGUAUCAGACUUUUGAUGCGGUUGAUGGGAAGCAAGCACGAAGAACCAAUUCAUCUAGCCCACUAGGAGAGCUUUUUGACCAUGGUUGCGAUGCUCUUGGUUGUGCGUUAGAAACAAUGGCAUAUGGGAGCACUGCUAUGUGUGGAAGAGAUACUUUCUGGUUUUGGGUUAUUUCAGCUGUUCCAUUUUUUGGAGCAACAUGGGAACACUAUUUUACCAAUACGCUUACUCUUCCGGUAGUCAAUGGUCCUACAGAAGGUCUUGCACUUAUAUACUGUGGCCAUUUCUUCACAGCCAUUGUUGGUGCCGAGUGGUGGGCUCAGCCGCUUGGGAAGUCGAUUCCUUUGUUUAGUUGGGUUCCGUUUUUGAACGGUAAUAUUCCACAAACCUUUUGUGUUGUUGAUUUGGGAAAAAGACCCAAUUUGGAUUCAGAAUUGUAA
This is a messenger RNA of Camelina sativa (false flax), 972 nucleotides long. The record is from RefSeq and is a predicted model, not a curated record. NCBI's taxonomy places the organism in Eukaryota, Viridiplantae, Streptophyta, Magnoliopsida, Brassicales, Brassicaceae.